Hermetia illucens (black soldier fly) is the source of this 539-nucleotide messenger RNA. RefSeq names its product ER membrane protein complex subunit 6 (gene EMC6). Bases 78 to 425 code for a protein of 115 amino acids. The record is from RefSeq and is a predicted model, not a curated record. NCBI's taxonomy places the organism in Eukaryota, Metazoa, Arthropoda, Insecta, Diptera, Stratiomyidae. Gene Ontology annotation, cellular component: EMC complex; membrane; endoplasmic reticulum. The transcript is spliced from 2 exons. Gene Ontology annotation, biological process: protein folding in endoplasmic reticulum; autophagosome assembly.
CACUCUCAUCUGCUGUCAUACACGUCAGGCAAUUGUCAAUUAGUGAAUGAUAAGCCUCCACCAACUUACCAAUAAGGAUGGCGACGAAUCGUGUGAAAACUCGUGAAUUAAAAACAGGAGAAGUCGUGGCUUACAGCGAGGCGGCGAUACGAAACAAUGCAGCUGCUGUGGAAUAUUGCAGAACAUCGAUGGCGGCGCUGUCGGGGUGCACAGCAGGAAUUCUAGGACUUACUGGGGCCUUGGGCUUCCUCUUCUACAUAGUUGCGGUACUAGGGCUGUGGUGUAUGCUCCUGAUGAAGUCGGGAUCGAAUUGGCAGAAGUAUUUCAUUAGUCGGCAAAGUCUACUCACAAAUGGAUUCCUAGGGGGGCUAUGCACGUACGUUUUAUUCUGGACAUUCCUUUAUGGGAUGGUUCACGUUUAUUAGGGAUAGGCGAUAAGGGAAUAAAUAGUAUUAGAUCUUGUUUUGUGGAAAUAUUUGUACGCGUUAUGUGUAAUUUAUUCGAGAAAACAUUGGGGAAAAAUAAAAUGUGAAAAUGAU